ACAUUAAGCGGGGGCUCCCAGGAGGCCACAGAGGCAGUAUUUCAAGCAAAGCUGCCUCUGCUCUCCAGGACUCUGAGGGUUUAAAACUUUUGUGCUGGACUCAACAAAAUGCAACAAGAGAUGUCUCUGACAGUAAUGGUCCUUUGUGUGGUUGUCUUCUGCCCUGGUGGUGUCUUCUCUGCCAGGGGCAACGUGAUGCAUAAACUGGCUGAAAGGAAGCUGUGUGCAGAUGAGGAAUGCAGCCAUCCGAUUUCAAUGGCUCGAUCACUGGCAGAUUACACAGGUCCUGACUGCAGAUUCAUCAAUAUCCGUCAGGGACAGAUCGUUUACAUUUAUGGAAAACUCAAAGGAAAGGGACGCAACUUUUGGCAAGGGACUGUUCAAGGUGAUUAUUUUGGAGAGCAAUCAACAACUCUUGGAUUUUUCCCAAAGUCGAUUGUGAAAGAGCUCCAACAACUAGUGACUGAACUUGUGGAAAUGCCGACAGUUGACUGGGAUUUCUACUGUUAGUGAAAGAAGAGGAUCAGAAAGGAAUCGUGCUCCCACCAGAAAACCAGCCAGUUAGUGCCAAUGGAGUGCCAUUAUUAAGUUAGGACUAAAACACACUGUAAGCUGUCUCACCAGAGACUGUAAUAAAUGGAAUUAUAACCA
Molecule: messenger RNA, 651 nt
Organism: Stegostoma tigrinum
Lineage: Eukaryota; Metazoa; Chordata; Chondrichthyes; Orectolobiformes; Stegostomatidae
Product: melanoma-derived growth regulatory protein-like
Exons: 4
Coding region: 109-510 (133 amino acids)
Biological process (GO): extracellular matrix organization
Molecular function (GO): protein binding
Source: RefSeq, a predicted model, not a curated record